Molecule: messenger RNA, 150 nt
Organism: Paramuricea clavata
Lineage: Eukaryota; Metazoa; Cnidaria; Anthozoa; Malacalcyonacea; Plexauridae
Source: the annotation of a GenBank genome assembly
AUGAUCGCUCACUUCUCUUCUAGGCUUUAUGUAGCAUCUCAAGUGCGUGAUGGCAAUCUUGACGAAUUUUUCGAGCACGAGAAUCAAGCACAGAAUGGCGCCAUGAGAGCAACGAAGAAGGCCGAUCUUGUUACAUGCUUAGAAGAUCUU